AUGACAUUGAGAUUUAUAUGCAGUGGGUUGGACAAUUCUGGAAAAACUACAAUCGUUUUGAAGAUUAAUGGGGAGGACACUAGUGUCAUUAGUCCUACCCUUGGCUUCAACAUCAAAACCAUCGCCUACCAAAAGUACACUCUAAAUAUAUGGGAUGUUGGAGGCCAAAAAACAAUUCGAUCUUACUGGAGAAACUACUUUGAGCAAACAGAUGGUUUAGUUUGGGUAGUUGACAGUUCAGAUCUUAGAAGGUUGGAUGAUUGCAAAAUGGAGCUAGAUAACCUUCUAAAGGAAGAGAGACUAUCUGGAGCAUCCUUACUAAUUCUAGCAAAUAAACAAGAUAUUAAAGGUGCCCUUGCACCCGAUGAAAUAGAUAAGGGAGUGCCGGGAGCAUACAGUGAGGAUGCAGCUUUGAAAGCGUAUCCAAAUUGUGAGACUGUGCAUCCAUACAGUUUAAAGAUUAUCAAUUUGAAUAUAAAAGUUGGAAUAUUUGGUAUUGAAAUUGAAUUUUUAGAAAAUACUUCUGGUUGUGAUUUGUUUGUAUCUUAG
Molecule: messenger RNA, 549 nt
Organism: Lathyrus oleraceus (garden pea)
Lineage: Eukaryota; Viridiplantae; Streptophyta; Magnoliopsida; Fabales; Fabaceae
Product: ADP-ribosylation factor-like protein 2
Exons: 7
Coding region: 1-549 (182 amino acids)
Molecular function (GO): GTP binding; GTPase activity
Source: RefSeq, a predicted model, not a curated record